This is a messenger RNA of Fomitopsis serialis, 1329 nucleotides long. RefSeq lists its product as uncharacterized. The record is from RefSeq and is a predicted model, not a curated record. Lineage: Eukaryota; Fungi; Basidiomycota; Agaricomycetes; Polyporales; Fomitopsidaceae. Bases 168 to 998 code for a protein of 276 amino acids. The transcript has 6 exons.
GUCGCAGAGCCAUCUGCUGUCAGGUAGGCUCUGCACUCUUAAGCCGCUGUGGACUUGCCUUGAUCACUCGUCUGGCUGCGACAUCUAGUGGAGCUGCCGCCGAUCAGCUGGACGGUGGAUUCGAAAUUGGUCUCAACAACAACUUCGGUCAAGACAUCGUCACGGAGAUGCCAUGGGGAAACUCGGCGUACUAUUCGCCAGGAUUUCUCGAGAGUCCAGUGAUGUAUGAUGGAUCGGCAUUCAAUAUGCGCCUAGAUUACGAUCAAGGAGGAGUCUCACAGGAUCUCCCGCAUGAUCUGACUACGGCGGGCACUCUACAACUUAUCUCACCGGCGUAUCGAAGUCUGGCCCGCUGGGGCAACGCUUCUCCAUCCGGCGGAGCUUCAGGAAGCAGCAGCACGAACGUGGGGAUUUCUUUAUGGUUAAUAAUACCAGGUAAAUCUACUAACGCGCACCCAAGGCCGUCGCAGCACACGGCUCGAACGCGACGGUGGGCACCCUAUGAGCUGCGGCGGGAAUCCACGUCUAGCCUCACAAGGCGGCAACGGGAGCUUGAGGAGGAACGCGAUCUUGUUCGGGAUGAAUUGCUUCGAAGGUCAGAGCAGUUGGCGUUGACGGCGACGGAAACGACGGAUGCGCAUGACAACGCUGGAGUCAUCGUGUCGCCAAGGAGUACAGGUCAUGUCUGUCCUUUCGACGCGGCAUGCAAUGUCCCCGUUGAGGACUUCAAGCGGCACUACCGCGAGCUCCACAGCAACAUCGAGGUCUCGAUCUGUCAAUGGCGGUUCUCUCCCACGAGCCCACGUUGCCGCACAGUGCUUAAGAGCUUCGGGUCCCUCCUGAAGCAUCUCAAACAAGUGCAUCUGAAAGACAUGGCUUGCAAGUGCUCUCGAUGUGGCCGCCAACUUUCGCGGUCUGACGCACUCACACGCCACAUGCGGAAGUGUCUGCGAUUUGAGGAAGCCGAAGCAUCGGGCGAUGGAAGCACGGUUACUUAGGUGUAGGGUGCCGUCCAUACUAUCCUCUGCGACGUCUCCCUACGUCAGACGGCAGGUAUAUUGUUACGAUCGGCGUUGUAAGUUAGAAUAGGUCGUGCUUUGUUUCUAUCCCGUUGUGUUUAUGCUUUGUAUGUGGGAAGAUGAAGCGCUCUUCCCGGUUGCUAUGAAUUGAUGUAUAUGCUGUUUCGCUUUCUACCAUAUAUCUCUGCUCCAAUCUCGUUCCUUGGUUGUGACGCUAGCAUAGGCCGAAGUGACAGACAUAAAUAGCAUGACGGUCGAACUACCGACUGUGGCAAGCGAAGCUCAUCGCCAAAGUUGCGUUGUUCCUGGC